Otolemur garnettii (small-eared galago) is the source of this 1443-nucleotide messenger RNA. RefSeq names its product tripartite motif containing 54 (gene TRIM54). Gene Ontology annotation, molecular function: zinc ion binding. NCBI's taxonomy places the organism in Eukaryota, Metazoa, Chordata, Mammalia, Primates, Galagidae. Bases 340 to 1443 code for a protein of 367 amino acids. The transcript has 9 exons. The record is from RefSeq and is a predicted model, not a curated record.
AAACAGUGCUGCCCACAGAGUGAACAAGAGUGAAAGUCCUUUGGGAAUUAAAAGGAGCAUUUUAGAGGGAGGAAGGAAUAGACAAAGCCACAAGUGCCUGGCAAGGGUCCACAGCAAAGAAUAGAGAGAGACAGAGAAGUGUCUGGAGACAGCUUUCUGAGGAAGAGACGAAUUGUUAGAGGAAGGGACAGGAGAGAUAGCAGAGCUAUUUCAAGAGCGAGCAACAGAAGGGAACAUAAGAAUCCACAGACUAUCUAAAGUAAGCGAGGAAGGGUCCAGAGGCAGUGACAGAAGGCCAGGAGCAGGGCCCAGUCCAGGAUAGGUCCUAUCGCUGAGGGGAUGAACUUCACAGUGGGUUUCAAGCCGCUGCUAGGGGAUGCACACAGCAUGGACAACCUGGAGAAGCAGCUCAUCUGCCCCAUCUGCCUGGAGAUGUUCUCCAAACCGGUGGUGAUCCUACCCUGCCAGCAUAACCUGUGCCGGAAGUGUGCCAACGACGUCUUCCAGGCCUCAAACCCUCUGUGGCAAUCCCGAGGCUCUACUACUGUGUCUUCAGGAGGCCGAUUCCGCUGCCCAUCUUGCAGGCAUGAGGUUGUUCUGGACCGACACGGUGUCUAUGGCCUGCAGCGAAACCUGCUAGUGGAGAACAUUAUUGACAUUUAUAAGCAGGAGUCAUCAAGGCCACUGCACUCCAAGGCUGAGCAGCACCUAAUGUGUGAGGAACAUGAGGAAGAGAAGAUCAAUAUCUACUGCCUGAGCUGUGAAGUGCCCACCUGCUCUCUCUGCAAGGUCUUUGGUGCCCACAAGGACUGUGAGGUGGCCCCUCUGCCCACCAUUUACAAACGCCAGAAGAGUGAACUCAGCGAUGGCAUCGCGAUGCUAGUGGCAGGCAAUGACCGUGUGCAAGCAGUGAUCACACAGAUGGAGGAGGUGUGCCAGACAAUUGAGGACAACAGCCGGAGGCAGAAGCAGUUGCUAAACCAGAGGUUCGAGUCCCUGUGCGCUGUGCUGGAGGAGCGCAAGGGCGAGCUGCUGCAAGCGCUGGCCCGGGAGCAGGAGGAGAAGCUGCAGCGCGUGCGCGGCCUCAUCCGGCAGUACGGGGACCACCUGGAGGCCUCCUCUAAGUUGGUGGAGAGCGCCAUACAGUCCAUGGAGGAGCCGCAGAUGGCUCUGUACCUCCAGCAGGCCAAGGAGCUGAUCAAUAAGGUCGGGGCAAUGUCGAAGGUGGAGCUGGCAGGACGGCCGGAGCCAGGCUAUGAGAGCAUGGACCAGUUCACCGUGAGCGUGGAGCACGUGGCCGAGAUGCUGAGGACCAUCGACUUCCAGCCGGGCGCUUCCGGGGAGGAAGAGGAUGAGGAGGCGUCUUUGGACCGGGACGAGGGCAGCGCAGGGCCGGAGGAAGAGCGGCUGGAGGGGCCGGAAGGUGAGAGUGGCCUGCACUGA